UCCUCUCCAUCUCCAUCCGGCGCUCCCGAAUAUCCUGCUCGGGGCCGCGCCGCGCGCUCCCGCCAAGCUCGUGUUGAAGAGUCAAGGCGAAAAGCAUCCAAACGCACCAGGACCAGGAGGAGAGCUUCCCGCUAAAAAACACAACAGAACGUGGGAGAAAUCCGUGAAAAAUGACAGCAGAGUGAGGAUGAUGAGAGCCGCGAUCGCUUCACUGGAAGGUCAUUCCCGAAAAACACAGGCAGUGCGCAGACUAUACGGAUAUCUGGAGUACAUAAGCGGCUGCAAGUGAAGACCCCGGAACAGUGAACACACGCAGUCCCGGCUUCUUCUUUUUUUCUUUUUAAUUCUUAUUCUUAUUUGCAGAAAGGCAUGGGGGGAUUUACAUCUCGACAAGGCAGCACCGGCUAGAAGAUCUGACGAACGGAGAGAGGACAGUGAAUAAGAGGAACUGAGAAACAACAUUCUCUCAUCGUCUGUACGCUGGUGGGCUCCAAUAUCACAGCUGAUGACUGUCCCUCAGGUGGCUGGACUACAGGGCUGAGUGGGAAGCCUGUGUGUUUGCUGAGGGGAGUACCCCGGCUUGUAUGUUGGUCACCUGCACUCGUAGUCGCUCACAAGGACCAUGUGGUUUUCUCCAAGGAGAAAUCGUUUCCCCUCGCAGAACUGGCACGGUGCCCACAAUUGCACCAAUUUCAGCGUGUCCUUGUGGGUAUUAAGUUUUUGCUGGUGCUUUGUGGCUGUGAGAGGCCAGAACUACCACCCCACUGUGAACACGCAGUAUGGGAAACUCCGAGGGGUGAGGGUGCCCCUGCCUAGCGAGAUCCUGGGGCCAGUUGACCAGUAUCUGGGGGUACCAUACGCUGCCUCCCCCGUGGGAGAAAAACGCUUCAUGCCCCCAGAGCCUCCUUCUUCCUGGUCGGGGAUCAAGAACGCCACCCACUUUGCUCCCGUCUGCCCCCAAAAUAUUCACAAUGCUGUGCCAGAGAUCAUGAUGCCAAUAUGGUUCACCUUCAAUCUGGAUAUAGUUACGACGUACAUACAGGAUCAACACGAGGAUUGUCUUUACCUAAACAUCUAUGUUCCAACAGAGGAUGUCAAAAGAAUAUCCAAGGAAUGUGCCAGGAAACCCAACAAGAAAAUGUGUAGAAAAGGAGGGGCCCAUGCAAAAAAACAGGGCGAGGAUUUGUCGGAUAACGACGGUGAUGAAGAUGAAGACAUACGAGACACCGGGGCCAAGCCUGUGAUGGUCUACAUCCACGGAGGAUCCUACAUGGAGGGGACGGGCAACAUGAUCGAUGGGAGCGUCCUGGCCAGCUACGGAAAUGUCAUCGUUAUCACUCUCAACUACCGCGUUGGAGUCCUCGGAUUCCUCAGCACAGGUGAUCAGGCUGCUAAAGGGAACUACGGGCUCCUGGACCAGAUCCAGGCUUUAAGGUGGAUCAGUGAGAACAUCGGCUUCUUUGGGGGAGAUUCCAACCGCAUCACUGUGUUCGGUUCUGGGAUUGGAGCUUCCUGCGUCAGCCUGCUCACCCUCUCCCACCACUCUGAAGGUCUGUUCCACAGAGCCAUCAUUCAGAGCGGGUCAGCUCUCUCCAGCUGGGCGGUGAACUACCAGCCGGUCAAGUAUACACGUCUGCUGGCGGAGAAGGUGGGCUGUAACGUCUUGGACACGUCAGGCAUGGUGGACUGUUUGAGGAAGAAGACCUCCAGGGAGCUUGUGGAACAGGACAUACAACCAGCAAGGUACCAUGUGGCCUUUGGACCUGUAAUCGAUGGUGAUGUUAUCCCAGACGACCCCGAGAUCCUAAUGGAGCAGGGCGAGUUCCUCAACUACGAUAUCAUGCUGGGGGUGAACCAGGGUGAGGGGCUGCGGUUUGUGGAGAACGUGGUGGAUUCAGAGGACGGCGUGUCCGGAAACGACUUUGACUUCUCUGUGUCUGAUUUUGUGGACAGCCUGUACGGCUACCCGGAGGGCAAGGACACACUGAGGGAGACCAUUAAGUUCAUGUACACAGACUGGGCAGACAGGGACAAUCCAGAGACCAGGAGAAAGACUUUGGUGGCGCUGUUUACCGACCACCAGUGGGUUGAGCCAUCAGUGGUGACGGCUGAUCUCCACGCUCGCUACGGCUCACCCACCUACUUCUACGCCUUCUACCACCACUGCCAGAGCCUGAUGAAGCCCGCCUGGUCAGACGCCGCCCACGGGGAUGAGGUGCCCUAUGUUUUUGGAAUCCCUAUGAUUGGUCCCACUGACCUUUUCCCCUGUAAUUUCUCCAAGAACGAUGUCAUGCUCAGUGCUGUGGUCAUGACUUACUGGACCAAUUUCGCCAAGACUGGGGAUCCCAACAAACCAGUUCCCCAAGACACCAAAUUCAUCCACACCAAGGCCAACCGUUUUGAAGAGGUGGCCUGGUCCAAGUACAACCCCCAGGACCAGCUGUACCUGCAUAUCGGCCUGAAGCCACGUGUGCGCGACCACUACCGUGCCACCAAAGUGGCCUUCUGGAAACACCUAGUGCCCCACCUGUACAACCUCCACGACAUGUUCCAUUACACCUCCACCACCACCAAAGUGCCCCCACCAGAGACCACGCAGAACACCUUGUCCACCAAGAGGCCCAAUGGGAAAAACUGGCCGUUCAACACCAAGCGGCCCCCCAUGUCCCCGGCCUACAACAGCGAGGACAAAGACUCUUGGAGCGAGGAUGAGGAGACAGGGCCGCUGGUGGUGGAGAACCCCAGGGAUUACUCUACGGAGCUCAGCGUCACCAUCGCUGUGGGAGCCUCGCUGUUGUUCCUCAACGUUUUGGCUUUUGCGGCACUCUACUACCGCAAGGACAAGCGGCGGCAGGACUCCAGCCACGGACAGCCCAGCCCGCAGCGCCAGACCACCUCCAACGACAUCGGCCACCACGCACCCGAGGAGGAGAUCAUGUCGUUGCAGAUGAACCAGACGCACCAUGAGUGCGAGGCGGGGAACAGCAACGAGGGGGCGCUGCGCUUGGCCUCGUUGCCCGACUACACACUCACUCUGCGGCGCUCUCCGGACGACAUCCCGCUCAUGACCCCCAACACCAUCACCAUGAUCCCCAACUCCCUGGUGGGCAUGCCCAACCUGCACCCGUACAACACCUUCACAACCGGCUUCAACUCCACCGGCCUGCCGCACUCCCACUCAACCACCCGCGUAUAGCUUUAAGAAGGCCAGGGGCAGCCAGCGCAGGCGGGGGAGGAGGAGGAGCAGGAGGAUGAACGAAUGGAAGAGAGGAUUGUGUUUUAUAAAUAUCACAGGGAAGGGGGAGGGCUGCAAGGGGGAGGGGAGGGGAAGGGCAGGAGACGGAUUAAAACGUGAGGAGAUUUAACUAGACUUUUACUACGAGGAGAGUUGCUGAGAGCUCUCUAUGGAUGUCAAGUUGUGCAGAGCUGCCAAAAUCAAACUGCUUCCCUUCUCCUGAACAGGGGAGGGUGUCUUUCUGCAGUGUUUUUUUCUAAAAUAAUCAUUUUAAAAGCCUUUUUAAGCAGACUGAGGAGAUAUCAACACUUUUUUUCUUGAAUUCAUAACAAAAACAAAGAGAAGUGCUUUUUAUUUCCCAUCCCUUCCUCCUGCGGGAGACACAUCUAGAACAAUGGCCUCUUCGUCAAUAUUCGCAAAAUGUUUUUAAUUGCUUCUUUGUUGUGUUUUACGUUUCAAUGCCUUACAAAGCUUGUUCUUUUUGUCAUUAUUUCUAUUCCCUGAGACUAUUCCAUGUGGAGUGUGUUACAAGCAGAUGAGACUCAAAGAUGAGAGACUGAAUCCACGAUGGGAAUCUAGAGGAUAUGCAGAUGUAGAGAUUUUAAAACCCAUUUUGGGAAACUCAUUUUUUUUCUGUUGUGUAUCAACACAACAGCCCCACAAAUGGUGUUAUCUCUUUUUUUUCUUUUUUGUUUUUAGCUCGUAUAGUAAUGAUUUGUCUGGGACAGCUCUUGCCGGGAGAUGAGAAGGCCAAGAGAUAAAUACUAUGUUACUGUGAUUGUUUUGUUAAGAAAAAAAGUGCAUCUUUUACAGCCAAUUUAUCUGUUAAGUUAUCUGAUAUUAUCUCCACAAAGUGUGCACGUACACAUGCUGCUUAGAGCACCUGUGUGUUUGUGUGCAUGUGAAAAUGAUUUCUCAUUCCUUGCGUGAGAGCGUAGUCAAGAGGCUGAGAUAAAGGAAGAGACACACUGUCGGAACUUGCAAAUGCAAGAGUGGUGAGUGAGCGUGUGUGCGUGUGUGUGUGUGUGUGUGUGUGUGUGUGUGUGUGUGUGUGCGUGCGUGCGUGCGUGCGUGCGUGCGUGCGUGCGUGCGUGCGUGCGUGCGUGUGUGUGUGUGUCCGUGCACCUGUUUUUUUGUUUGUAGGUUAUAUAGUGUGGUUUUUUGGGGGGUGGGGGCUGAGUACUUUCUCAUGUUGUUGAUUUUGGUUUAUCACAAGUAGUGUUUCUGCUGCGUCUCUGGGUGUCUGUCUUUGCAAAAUAGCACUUUUGUUAUUUUUAAAGUUAUAUAUGUCUAAUUUUGCUUAAAGAUUACAAAAUAAAUCUAUUAUUUUAUGUGUAAGAGAAGAAAAAAAUAGCUAAAGAUUCAACUGAACUAACUGACAUGAUUCCAUUGACUUUGUAAGAGUUCCUCUUCAAAAGCAGACAGUGGCCUGUUUGCACUGAAUAAACCUAUAUCAGUGCACACUUGUAUUUCUUUGAAUAUAUAUAUAUAAAUAUGGGCAUACAUACAUAUAUGUAUAGGGCUUCUAUGGAGAUAUCUGUCCCACUUACAAAACAAUGAAAACACUGUUCAGACUGAAAAGCACCAACAUAAAUAAUUUCUAUGUAUUGUUGUUGUCAUUUGAAACAUACCAGGCCAAGACCACGCUAGGUGUCUUUGUAAGAGCUCUAUAUGUAUAUUUAUGUAUAAAAUAUUUAAUAUUUAUUUAUGUAUACCAGAUGCAUACAUGCUGAUUGUGCCAUGUGCCCAAUUAAAACUGUAAAAAAAAGAUGAAGAAUAUAAAGUUUCACUAAACUUUCUUUUCUCUCUUGAUCAAAGUUGUUUUCCUCCCUUUUUGUGACUUUUUAUUAUUUCCAUUUUGAAUGAGUUAAAAAAGAAAUAUUCUUGCAGCGAGUGCAAGGCUCCCCCCAGGACUUCCUCUCCCCUCCUCCUCCCUCUCUCCUUUUCUCUCGAUGAAACCUUUGAGAAAAACAGGCUAACAGCUUGGGGCCUAUCUGCGUGCAUAACUCCACAUUUUACUGUAAUUCAUGCAAAGUAGUGCUGCAGCAAUGGGAGAUUGUGAAAAGAUUGCCUUGAUGUACUCACAUUGCAUCCUAUUAUAUGUUAUUCUCAAGGAGAAAACUGGAGUUAUUGAUUCUGCGAGUAAAACUGACAAUUUUCAUUAAGUACCUUGGUGUAGCACAGAUUGUCUGCUGCGUUACAGCGAAGAGCAGUAAUGCAACCUGACCAGUGAUCCUAGAGCAGCGUUGCAGUUUUUACAUACUUCAUGCACGUAGACCUCAACGUUUUUAUGAAGUAUUUCAUUACAGCUUCCCUUGGUAUUUAAUGGUUGGAAACGCAGCAGAGCGAGAAGCACAGUCUGGUCAGCUCAUCACCGAUCCUGCCAGUAGCAUAAAGAGAGAAGAGGUUAUUUGAGGGAAAUUGCUUGGAGACUGAUCUAUAUGAGUCAUCUUGUCUUUGCUCAUCCUGCCUUAUAUGGAGCUCACCUCCUAAUCAGCCGCCGUCUUAAACUGAGCCACAGCCACUACGAAGGAACCAAGCACCCAGUUUCUACCUGGAGCUGCCUCACACAUACAGAAGCAUUUAAUAAUGGCUGAGUGUGUGUGCUCACAAAAGAAGUAAGAGCUUGCAAUAUUAUCAGCAGAACUUUGUUAUGUGGCCUAAAAUGAAGAAACAUCAUGUAACCGAUGACAUUUUCAAGAGCAAAGCCAUUUUAACAAAAUACUCCAGAAUACAAAAUGGAUGUAGCCUUUUCUUGCUGAGUCCUAAUAAGUUCUUUUAGGGUCAAUUCACCCAGAUUAUAUAUAUUUUUUAACUCUCUUAUUUUAAACAAAGGAACUCCUCGCACAUCUGUUUCAUGAGGCAGGUGCAUGGGAGAGGGAUAAGCAUGUCCAAAAGUUUCAGACUUUUGCAGACUGUCUACCUUACACAUUGAUUUGGUAAUAUUUGUGUUGCAUCAAAUGCCUGAUGAAAGUUUAGUGCCAAAAUCUUGCACUAUUAAAUGUAUUUUUGCAAUUUAGACUGUUUGCAGGAGCUGAAGAAUGAAGGUGGUGUUGAAGUGUCUAAAGCUGAAGUUCCUUGACUGUCUACUUGAGGCUGCCUCCAAAAGUGACCCCAUGUCAAAAUGCCCAACUUUAUAGCUGAAAUAAGCACACAUAAAGCCUGAUACAAAAACAGUUCUGAUAUUGAAAGCUAGGUUCCCCAUUUAUGACACCACUGCGGAAUGUGAAUCUUUAUAUAACUCACCCAUUUCAAUUGUAUUAAGGUCACAAAUUAUGCAUAAUUAAGAGCAUGUUUGCUUUGGUACUGCCAAGAUGGCGACAGCUGGAGCCACCAAAAUGAAUUUCAGGAAACCUGUGGAUGACAUCAUGGAGCAAAGAAACAUUCUUUCACACAGUCCAUGAUUUAACCAUGCACAAACUUUUAUUUGUCAUGGUUUUGAGGAACAGAGAUUUCUGUACCCACCUUGACACAUCAGCAACUAAACAGAAGUUUGUUUGUGGUCCUAGUGGCACUGAAAGAUGAUAUUUAGGAUGUUAAUGAAGACAAAUGAACCUUUCUUAAAGAACAGCUGCAAAAACAUUCUUUUAAGUGUUGAAUCAUUUAGGGACUAUUUCUUUGGCUAAAAGAAGCUCAUAAUGAGAUCUGUGAAUUCUUGUUUCUGAUUUUUUUCACUCUUGUAAUCAAUAUUUUUACAUUUACAGUCGAUCAAAUAACUAUGUGAUCCAGAGGGACUAACUCACAGGUAGCCACGCAGCUGUGAAGCCUCCUUCAGCACUUACAUUUCAGCGUGUUUUAUUAAGUUUCGUACCUUUACUGUUAUGGUUCAGUCUCGCUGCUCUGAUUCUCAUGGUUCCUCAUUUUAAAGGACAGCGAAUAUUGGACAGGUGGCCAGAAACAGCACUCCAAAUAAAUGCUAAUGUUGCUCAGUCCCUGCUGGAUGUGUGAAUAAGCAGCUGUUUGCUAACAAGCUUGCAACGUGUGAUAUGUGGCCCAAAAAUACAGAAAAAUCAUUACAGUUUGAAUAUCAUUUCAAAUGCUGUUAGCACCACCUACAAAAUCCCAAUCAACAUUCCAGUCAUUAUUAAUUUAUUAUUUAUAUGAGAGAAGGCUACCUGCUAAUUAAGGUUUGCAAGAUGUGGAGGACAGCUCCUGAAAAAUUUAUAGUAACUGCACCUGAAAGAUUUUUUUGUCAAAAUGUUGAUUUUUUUUUUUUUUGAAUGUAAUUUGGGUGAACCAACCCUUUAAGAGAGGACAUGACUCAAAGUGGACUGUUGACUCAUCUGAUUCGUGUGCAGUGGCAAGAGUUUCCAUUGGCCCCAACACACACACACACACACACACACACACACACGCACACACUAAAACACACAAACACACACACACACACUAAAAUUGAGUGGUGGAGUUGAGAGUGAACUAUCAAAGGGAAGAAAUGUCAUGGGAGGGCAACUUGUUUUUUGCCAUGUAAUUUUCCCAUAUGCUGUUAAAGCAGAGCAGAUGUCACUGAGUAUUGGCAGGGGCAGACCUGGUGGCCCCGGGGACACAGUUUGGGAGACAUGGCCCUGUGAAGAGCCACAUAAUUAAGUGUCAGACCAAAGGGAAAGACCAUGGAAACUGCAGUGGUGUGGUGCAGCAAGAGAAAAACGGGGUCAAGUUCCUUCUGCAAUCAGACACCUGAAGGCUUGAUGAAAUUAGUCCAAACUUCCUAUGACAAGAAUCACCAGCAGGAGAAAAAAUGGGACAGUUCUGAGAGAGUUUCUUUUCCACAGUCAACAUUUGUUUGCAGUUCAGUGAGAGUGCUUCUAAAGUGACAUCAUUCAAGGAUUGGCUGGAAUACCCCGAUGGGGUUUGUGACUGCCUCGACAGCACUGAAGACAAACCCAGGCUAGGAAAUGGAUGUGCCAAAUUACACAGUGCCACCCGCUGGGAAAGAGCUGCAGGUGUGUGUGGGUUCUUCGUGUGUGUGUGUGUCUGUGUGUGGAGACAGUGAGAAUUUUAUUUCUACCACAGUGAACAUGUUGUUACCGAUAUUUCCUCUCACCUUCUCCCUCACCUUCAUCUCUCUCUUCCAGUGUCUCAUUCGUCUUUGCUUUCUUCUUCCUAUUUCAUGCACAAAUGCUUUUUUCUUACCUCCCUCACAAAAUGCAAUCUAAGCAGCUCUACCUCUGUCUCACAAAGACAUGACAUGCCCAUUUUCUCUAUCUUCUACUUUUUUAAGUGCCAUAGUCUGUACUCCCGUAAUUUACAGACAUUUAAAGUCUAAUUUUCUUGAGUUGCUGUGUUUUUCUGCUGACUAAGAAGUUAAUGAAUGUUACUUAUUGGCAAGCAGAGCAGACUCAGUCACUGAACCAAAACUCUUGUACUUUCAAUUUAAAUAGCCUGUUUUUCUCCAAAAGGGAAACCAUACUGCAUUGUGUCAAAACAUCUACAAUCUAUUAUUUCCUUGUGAAAAAUGCACUCUUGACAAUUUUCCUUUACUCCCUCACAGCAUAGACAAAUCACUGGCGUAUUUUUCAGGUUGUCCUAACAAGGAGCGUCCUGCACUGGAGCUUUUUUGGUGGCAUCAAACCCAGAUACUGUAACACAUUUUUCACUGAAUACUAGGACUGUAAUCAAGAAAACCAAUGGUCUUUGAGCCCAAAUACAUUGUGGUAAAUCUCUGUUAUCUCAGUGUCAUUGUACAGAUUACUAAAGAUGCCCUGUUACUUCUAUGUUUAUGUCCAUAGAAUGUAUUUAUAAUCACAGAAACUGGAGUAAUCAAAAUAAAAUAUCUAUUCUUUCUGUA
Molecule: messenger RNA, 9023 nt
Organism: Amphiprion ocellaris (clown anemonefish)
Lineage: Eukaryota; Metazoa; Chordata; Actinopteri; Pomacentridae
Gene: nlgn3a
Product: neuroligin 3a
Exons: 8
Coding region: 623-3196 (857 amino acids)
Biological process (GO): postsynaptic membrane assembly; chemical synaptic transmission; presynaptic membrane assembly
Cellular component (GO): synapse; cell surface; postsynaptic specialization membrane
Molecular function (GO): neurexin family protein binding; signaling receptor activity
Source: RefSeq, a predicted model, not a curated record